Mesocricetus auratus (golden hamster) is the source of this 5177-nucleotide messenger RNA. RefSeq names its product F-box protein 31 (gene Fbxo31). The transcript has 10 exons. The record is from RefSeq and is a predicted model, not a curated record. Bases 790 to 2001 code for a protein of 403 amino acids. Gene Ontology annotation, molecular function: protein binding. Lineage: Eukaryota; Metazoa; Chordata; Mammalia; Rodentia; Cricetidae.
GACCUUUCCGCUGGUGUGGUGUUGGACAUGGGUCUGGGCUGUCAAGAAAAUAACAUCAUCAUCCAGAGUAUUUUGAAAAGGAAGAAGACUUACUUCUGCAGAAGGGUUUGUGUGUGGCUCUCCCAAAUUAAGCAGUCAGCCACACCCAGUGUGUGGGGGGGUCCCACUUUGCUUUCAUUUCUAAGGCAAAGAAAGAUCCCAUGUCUCAUUCUGAAUAGUCAGAGCUCAUCCUCACCCUCUUCUGCUGCUGGGUAACUUAAAGGGAGAGUUAUUAGCAAAGUGCACCCUCUGAUCUUAGAGAAGUGCAGACUCGGGAGUCUCCUGUUGAAUGCCUCUUUGCAGAUUUCUCUGAAGAUGGAAUGUCCGGAGUCCCAUUUAACCCUUGACAGAGAGGACCAUUUGCAUUUCCCUUAGGGGGACUAGGGCAGUUUGACCAAAGCGAUACCGGGUGCCCCACUGCUCUCCAGCAUGUGUAGUGAGGACACACCCAGGGCUGAGGUGAGCCACACUGUGCACCUGGGACCUAACACCAUGUAGACUUCAUGCAGGUGUGAACAGUCACCGUUUGUUUCCAGGCUCCCGAGUACCUCGGCUCAUUGAACUGUUAGGCUUUUGGACCACAGCAGAGCAGACAGCGCAGAUGUUCAUUGAGGGAGUCCUGACCGCAGUGGAGCAGACAGCGCAGAGUAUGGCGUCUGUGAAAACCUGCGGAAGCUGGAGAUUACAGGCGUGUCUUGCCGGGACGUCUAUGCAAAGCGUAUAAAUCCUCGGGUGAAGUCAGGACGCUUCAUGAAAAUCCUCCCCGAUUACGAGCACAUGGAGUACAGAGAUGUGUACACCUGCCUGCUUCACCGAUACAGACACAUUUUGGGGUUGUGGCAGCCAGACAUCGGGCCGUAUGGAGGACUCCUGAACGUGGUGGUGGAUGGCCUGUUCAUCAUCGGCUGGAUGUACCUGCCUCCUCAUGACCCCCACGUUGGUGACCCCAUGCGAUUCAAGCCACUGUUUAGAAUUCACCUGAUGGAGAGGAAGUCAGCCACGGUGGAGUGUAUGUACGGCCACAAAGGGCCCCACAACGGCCACAUCCAGAUCGUGAAGAGAGAUGAGUUCUCCACCAAGUGCAACCAGACAGACCACCACAGGAUGUCCGGUGGGAGGCAGGAGGAGUUUCGGACGUGGCUGAGGGAGGAGUGGGGCCGCACGCUGGAAGACAUCUUCCAUGAGCACAUGCAGGAGCUGAUUCUGAUGAAGUUCAUCUACACCAGUCAGUAUGACAACUGCCUGACCUACCGCCGGAUCUACCUCCCACCCAGCCAUCCCGAUGACCUCAUCAAGCCAGGCCUCUUUAAGGGCACCUAUGGCAGCCAUGGCCUGGAAAUUGUAAUGCUCAGCUUCCACGGGUCACGUGCCAGGGGCACCAAGAUCACGGGCGACCCCAACAUCCCUGCGGGGCAGCAGACUGUGGAGAUUGACCUACAUCGCCGCAUCCAGCUGCCGGAUGUGGAGAACCUCCGUAACUUCAACGAGCUCUCCAGGAUUGUCCUGGAGGUCCGAGAGCAGGUGCGGCAGGAGCAGCAGGAGGCUGGCGAGGACCCUGCCCCACCCCGGGAGCCUUCAGCCAAGGGCCCCGAUGGGCCACAUGCUGGUGACAGCAGAGAACCCGGCAGUGGAGCUGAGGCAGCCGAGCAGUCGGCCUCAUCUGGACAAGGGCAGCCAUUUGUGUUGCCCGUGGGCGUCAGCUCGAGGAAUGAGGACUAUCCCCGCACUUGCCGGCUCUGUUUCUACGGCACAGGCCUCAUUGCUGGCCAUGGCUUUACCAGUCCUGAGCGCACUCCUGGUGUCUUUGUCCUGUUUGAUGAGGACCGCUUUGGGUUUCUCUGGCUGGAACUGAAGUCCUUCAGCUUGUACAGCCGAGUCCAGGCCACCUUCCAGAAUGCCGAUGCACCGUCGCCACAGGCCUUUGACGAGAUGCUCAGGAACAUCCAGUCUCUCACCUCCUGACCUCCACGUGGGCAGAGAGGCUGCCCUGGGGCCCGGGGUGGGGGAAGCAUGCACUUGGGAAAUGAACGCACACCUCCUCACUAGGGUCCUGGUUGCCCCGAGACACUUCUUGUAUAGUGUGUAACAUACUCUUGUAUAUUUGAUUUGUCGGUAGCUAUGAAGGAGAGCAUUAAGUAUGGUGGGAAAGAUAGUGGAGCCUGCGUGAAUCUGACAAGCUACUGGCUGUGGCACAGAGAAUCAAAUGGAUGCCUACAGGUUCUCUUAGAGAAAGUGAAUGAGGAAGGCUGGAGUCGGGAGAUGCCAGCCAGAGAGGGCUAUGACACAGCCUCCAUGGAUCAUGGGAGGGCGCUGUGCUGCACCCAUUCCCUUGAAUGACCUAAACAGUUGCAGCUGAGAGGCAGCCUCAGCGGAAUUGUUGGAGUAUCAGGCACAGGAACCCAGAUGGUUUCCAUUCCCUCACUAACUUGCUUAGACAAGGGCAUUCUCCCAUGACCUGUUUUCCUGUCCUGGUUGAUAGGAUCCACCAAGGAGUGUCACCGCAGUCUCCAUCCUGGCCCCUUGCUGUCCUUUGUGUCACACCCGCUCCAGUGUGAACUAAGCUGUCAGGCCAGCCGCUUGUCCCCAGCAGCCACGCACACUUCCCUGGUCCUCCACACAUACAGUGGAGAGCUGGCACUGCCUAUCUGCCAGUAGGGCCUGCCCUGGCUGGACGCCACGUCCCUGUUGUUUUCAUUUUUUGACUGUGCAGGUGCCUCUCACAGUGCUGAUGGCAUCAGCAGAGAUGCUUGUGACGGCCUUCAUCGGCCAAAGGGAGAGGACAGCUCCUUAGACAGUCAUACUUCUGCGGGGAGCGUUGCUAAUUGAGGACUCACCUGGUCAGAGACCCUGAGUGCUGGGACAUGCUGGCAUCUGUAUUUGGGAACCCUUUUUGAGGCCAACAUUAGUGUCUCCUAAAGGGCAGAGACCAGGAGCUCAGAGCAGCACUUCCAGUGUUGAGCAGACUUGUAGGCUGCCUCUUCCCCCUUGGCCGCUCAUCCCUGAGGGUUGCUGUAAGCCCUCAUACUCAGUGUUCAGAACUCAUCCUACUGGCGAGAGACCUUAGAAGGGUGCAGUCACACGAGGAUGGCCAUAUCUUCCCCUACAAUGGCAGGUCCUUCCUGCCAGAAGGGCCUGAAGACUUGGGGGGCAGUGUAGCAAACGACCCUUGUGAACUGGUUUUGGGAUGCUGGCUUUCUGUUGAGUGCAGUAACAACCUGCAGUGAGCUGCCGGGGCUGUGUCCUGACCCUUAGCAGCUUUUGCAGGAUUGAGUUCCAGCCUUUUGUUACUUCCUUUGUUAGUCAUGAGUGUUUCCGUUGUGUCAAAUGAGGCAGGCUCUGGACUGAGGACUGUGACUACGAAGCUGCAGGCACACUGGGGACAGUUGGACAGUUGGGCAUGCCAAUGGCUGCUCCUCUGGUUUACUGUGUUUGGAGAAAAUCAAGAAUACAUUUUACCCAGGCCCCGAGGCUUGCUGUGAGGGUGCUGUACCAGAAUUUUAUUGUGUCCUCAGCCACUUCCAGUUAAGGAGGGACAAUCACACAUAUUAGCCAGCUACACACUGGCUUUCCUAAACACAUGCCCCAUUUACUGCAGGCGAGUGUUGAUAUGGGCUAAGAUUACUGUAGGAUGUAGGUGAGACGGUACUGUCUAGUGUAGGGAACAGCCGGGCCCAGGUUCUCUACAGGCAGCAGAUACCUUUGUCUCUGGGCCUCCCAUAUGAGCACUGUUGGCUGGCCUUGUCAUUUUGCUGCUCAGGCUGUGUAGUUGGUGGAAGUCAGAGAGAAGGCCUCCUGUGGGUUUGCACACUUGGCCUGCUCUGCUGUGUGCAGUUGAGGCCAGGCACAACCUUAGGAAGUUUUUCUAGUAGGGACAGCUCUUUUGCAUGAGGAUGUUGCUGGUAUCUGUUUAGGACCUGAUGUGUUCGGCCCUGAUGCAGUGUCAGGACAUUGGCUGCCAUUUCUCAGAUGUCUAACAUCUGCAGUCUGGGAGUUCUAGACUCCUUGCUGUGGUCCUGACUCACCUUGUGUCCCUCUGGCAUCAGCUGCCUGGCUGUUUGGGGCAUGUGUUCAGACCCUGGGCCUCUCUGCUCUGGGCUGUCAGCUCUGCAGCAUCCCUGUACCUCCUCUUGGGUCCUCCCUGUCGCUGCAUGUCUACCAGUAGAGUGGGUGUUUGGCAGUGGCUUCUGGCCAGAUGCUGUGCCGGCCAGUCCUUCCUCACAUCAUGCAGUGAGCUCGGAGGCACUUGCUUGUUAGACUUCACCAACUUGGGAGCUGAGCACUGCUGUGGCUAGGCAGCCAGGGCUCCGCCCCAGCUGCUGGCUGUCUAUCCCAGCCCUCCAGCGGCUCUCUCUGGUUGCCAGGCUUGCUGGGAACAACACACCACUCAUCGUAUGUUCACUUUUUAGUACUUAUGGGCACUAGUGGAGAGAUCCACCCUCCCCGGCUGUCAGGACCCCUUCGUCCCUAUUUGGGGCUCCUUUCCUAGUGAUGCCAUCAUGCAGCUGACCUGUAAUUUGAUGCUGGCCAGCCCAUCUGGGUGUGCUGAGCCCCUUCUGCUCCCCACCUUUCUGUCCUGAUUGGGAAGAGUUCACCUCCUCAUCCUCAGGUCAUCCAUCAGCCAUUUGCUGUUAUAGACCAAGUCUGUGGUUCUGGGGAAGAGUGGGAUAGAUGUCUCCUCGGAGAAGCUGUAAACAGGAGGGCAUGGUUUAGAACUUGUGUAUGAGACCCUGGCAUCAUUCACAGCCCCUUGGCCUGUAUGGCCAACCUCCAAAGAGGGGCUUGGUGGUGGGCAGUGACACUGAAGGCACCUGCAGGACAGUGUCCUUGGCUGGAUCCUUUGUGUUUGCAUGGAGACCAACAAAACCGGCAUAAUGUGCUUUACUGACCCCAUUACUUGUGCUCACAAGCCUGUUUGGAAACUGUGGUUUGUCUGGAACGCCUCCAAGCUCCGGGCAGAGGGUGGCUCUUAAAAGCCUUCUCAGGUCAGCUUAGCUUGGCUUAAAGUCAGGGAAGGGCCCUAAAAAAGUAGCUGCUGUGUGCCUGGUGUCUGAUGUCACCUGUGACACACCUGUCACGCUCACCUAGGACGUGCGGUUGUUUCUCCUUUCAGUUUUCAGUAAACCUGUUUUUGAAGCCUU